This is a messenger RNA of Cynoglossus semilaevis (tongue sole), 1264 nucleotides long. It is a transcript of the gene stmn1a, whose product is annotated as stathmin 1a. The transcript is spliced from 5 exons. The coding region runs from base 163 to 612 and encodes 149 amino acids. Gene Ontology annotation, molecular function: tubulin binding. Gene Ontology annotation, biological process: neuron projection development; regulation of microtubule polymerization or depolymerization; microtubule depolymerization. The record is from RefSeq and is a predicted model, not a curated record. Lineage: Eukaryota; Metazoa; Chordata; Actinopteri; Pleuronectiformes; Cynoglossidae. Gene Ontology annotation, cellular component: cytoplasm; neuron projection.
CCUCAGGCAUACUGUAGGCAGGGCUUGUGGUGAAGGGAUAGAAACAGCCGUAGCGCCUUGUGCAAGGUGGGUGUGACGCUGCAUCUCAAUCAUUGUUUUUGUCGCGAACGAACUGACCUUCUGUAUUGCUCCUAGAGGAACAUUGCUGCUGUCCACUGGAAGAUGUCUGACGAAAUUAAGGUCAAAGAACUUGACAAGAGAGCCUCAGGCACUGCCUAUGAGGUCAUCUUAGGUGCCGGCACCCAAGAUGCCAAGGGAGAGUUUCCCUUGUCUGCCCCCAAGAAAAAGGAUGUCUCAUUGGAGGAGAUUCAGCGGAAGCUGGAUGCAGCAGAGGAGCGACGCAAGAAUCAUGAAGCUGAGGUACUAAAGCACUUGGCAGAGAAGCGUGAACAUGAAAAAGAAGUGCUACAAAAAGCUAUGGUGGAGAACAAUAACUUCAGUAAGAUGGCCGAGGAAAAGCUAACCCAGAAGAUGGAGGCUAAUAAAGGGAACCGCACAGCCAUUAUGGCUGCAAUGACUGAAAAAUUUAAGGAGAAGGACAAAAAGUUGGGGGAAGUGCGGAAGAACAAGGAAACAAAAGAUCCCACCUCAGAAGGCACUUCAGAAGACUGAAGGUUUAAAAUAGGGAAUUGUGUUUAGGAGUGUUAUGUAUCCAAAGAUUGUUUUUUGUUUUAUGCCCAGGUAGGUUUUGUGUGUCUUCACUACCAGAGAUAUAAAGAAAUAUACACCAAUUUUAAUUUGUUGUAGUGUAAUCGUGCUGUUAUAACAUACCCCCCCCCCACCUUAAGACCAAUGUGUAGCUUGUCAGAACAUAUUUAGCCAGUUUCAGACUUUUAACACAGUUUGUGUCCUUUUUGCAUUAAGCCUGACAAAAAACUGUUAAAACAUGGGUUUUUUAAAAAUGUUUCUUUGCCAUGUUUCUAGAGCCACGCCUUGUUUUUGCACCAACUGUAAAUCAAAAAAAAAAACAGCACAAGAUUGAUCCUGGCACUCGCUGUUUUAAUCGAUUAAUGUGUAGCUUUGUUCAAAUUUUGUGCAACCACUAAUGUGCUUUUGUGUAAAUAUCAAGUCAUGUCUUUAAGCACACAAUAUGAUGUUAUAUAGCAGUGAUGGAACAUGGCUAAAAUAUUGUUGGUACCAUUUUCAAUUUCAGGAAACAGGGAACUGUAACACAAUUUGGCGUCAUAGUAAUAGCAGUUCAGAGUCAAAUCCUGUGCAAAAGCUAAAAAACAAGUGUCUUAAAAUAAAUAAAAGUAUGUCCCUA